GAGAUUUAAAUGGUCCCUUAAAGCCGGAGUCAAGGCAAACGUUUCACUAUCAUGAUUCACAUGAAUAUCAAUUCUAAAGUAGUCGAUCCACACCGCCUUUAACUGCCGGCAGUAUAUACAGCCGCCUGGACUCUAUGUGUGAAAUGGUCGUUUAUGAAGCUUUGGAGCUGUGUCUGAGUCUGUAUAGCUUCUAAAAUUGGACGUGUAUGUGCCAUUGGUCACCUAUUUGCGCUAGCAGACCCAUCACAUGAUUCCAGGUCUAAUCAAUCAAUAAGGCAUGGAGCAUCCUUGUUUACGACCUUAAUCUCCUCACCUUCUCCCCUAUACUACACAAACAAACAAACCCUCUCAAUUCUGACACCGAGACAAAUAAGCUACACCCUUCUGCUCAAGCUAGCUUCUUGACCAGGCACUUGUGGGCCUGCAGCUCUAAAUACGUUACGGCUUUUUGACUAGGCACUUGUGAGCCUCUAACUCUAAAUACGUUGCGGCCAUGUCGUCCACCUUCCAGCCAGGCUUCGCUCGGCCCCUACUACCCGCCCUCCCCGAGGGCAAGACGUCAGCGCUCGUCCGAGCCCCCGUCCCUACGCCCACCUUCCCCGAUGAAUCCACUCUAUCCUUCACCGUCCAUGCGCGCAUCCACAUCGCUGCUCCACCCAUCAUUGUCCUACGCGCCCUUCUCGACACCGGCUCCUGGCCACGUUGGAACAGCUUCAUUCCCGCGGUCCAGAUCUACUACGGCGGGACGCCUGUUUCCGCCCUCCCCGAAUCAUCGGACAUCCUCGGGGUCGGUGCCGUAUUCACCAUGUUUGUGAACAUGAGCGGCAAGUCAGAGGAGAAGCGCGAACCAGUGGAGAAGUUGAGGAAGUCGAAUGAGUACUUGUCGAUUGUGGAGGAGCUUGUGCCGCAGCGAGAGCAGGGGAGGAAGGGCUGGCGCAUGGCUUGGGGUGCUGAUGGCCAUUUUAUGCUGAAGGGGGAUCGCGUGCAGGAGAUCGUGGAGACGGAGGGGGGAUGCGAGUAUGUCACUUGGGAGAGCUUUGGGGGGAUGAUGGCUCCAGUGGUUAGGCUUGCGGUGGGAGGACAAUUGAUCGAUAGGUUUGCGGAUCAGGCGAGGGAUUUGAAGGAGUGGUGUGAAGGAGAUGGGGGAGAGUAAUGGGUGAUUGGGAGAUACGUUGAUGGUUGACUGUGUGCGUGGAGCCUUUAUGAAAUCGAGGGAAUAUGAAACUGCGGGUAGGAAAAGGUCUCGCGAGCUCAGGCAUUAAUUUCUAUCAGGCCAUUGCUUUUAGCACUUAUGGCUUUACUCUAUUGAAUGAAAACCGUAC
This is a messenger RNA of Pseudogymnoascus destructans, 1322 nucleotides long. RefSeq lists its product as uncharacterized. The coding region runs from base 494 to 1153 and encodes 219 amino acids. The record is from RefSeq and is a predicted model, not a curated record. The transcript has 2 exons. Lineage: Eukaryota; Fungi; Ascomycota; Leotiomycetes; Thelebolales; Thelebolaceae.